GCUACAUACAAUGGGCUGAUGUAGUGUUAGCUGGCUGGGGCUAGCUUGGACCUUCUUCGAUGAUGCACCGGAAAAACGGGUCACAUGACCACAGCAGUCUGAGGGACGAUUAGCAGACAGGGCAGAGGUCUGCAGGGGUCAUCGGCAGCACGGCGCUGAAUGUCUGUGACAGCUUCAUGGGCCUGAAGGACCAUCUGGAUGAUGGAACAGGCCACAUCUUUGACCUGGGACUGGAUCUGGACUACCUCCACGUGAAGGCCGUAGAUCGGCAGGCUGGUGCUGAUGCCGGUCCCAGGAUGGACAGGGGUUUGUCGGACGCUGCCGAGGACGCAGCCCCCUGCCCCAGAAAGCCCACACCCUUGCCCCAAGGUGACUCAGAGGAGAGUGCUGGGUCCGAUGCUGAGGUGGAGCGCGGAUGCAGUCUCGCCCCUAGAGAAGCGCUGAGUGAUGGACCUGCCCGAGCCAGCCAUCCGCCGCUCUGCAGGUCUCCAUGUCUGGAUCUGGAUUCCCUGGGACCACCUGAGGUAGCGACAGAAAAGCCGGGCCCUGCUGACGCCCUCAAGGAGUACCAGACCAAGGUGGAGUUUGCGCUAAAGCUUGGCUACGCUGAGGACUUGGUCCGACUGGUUCUGAGCAAACUCGGGCCGGAUGCGUUGAUCAACGACAUCCUGGGUGAGCUGGUGAAACUCGGCAGCAAGCCGGAGAGUGAUGGCAGCACUCAGACCUCGUCUAUUUCCACUUCUUCUUCCCUGGCAUCUUCUGGUUCAUCGUGUUCUUCAGCAUGUAGCUUUUCAGACUCAAUUGAUUCCCGCCGGUCUGAAUCUCCGUCUCUCCUGGAUGACAAGGAUAACUUACGACCCAUAGUGGUGGAUGGAAGCAAUGUAGCCAUGAGCCAUGGCAACAAGGAGGUGUUCUCCUGCCAGGGCAUUCAGCUGGCUGUAGACUGGUUCGUUGAACGUGGCCACAAAGACAUCACAGUGUUUGUGCCUGCCUGGAGGAAGGAGCAGUCCCGCCCGGACGCUCUCAUCACAGAUCAGGAGAUAUUGAGGAGACUUGAGAAGGACAAGAUCUUGGUUUUCACACCCUCCCGUCGGGUCCAGGGCCGCAGAGUAGUGUGCUACGAUGACAGGUUUAUUGUCAAGCUCGCUUACGAAUCAGAUGGCAUCAUCGUCUCCAAUGACAACUACAGGGACCUGGCUGUGGAGAAACCAGAGUGGAAGAAGUUUAUUGACGAACGGCUUCUUAUGUACUCGUUUGUUAACGAUAAGUUUAUGCCCCCUGAUGAUCCUCUGGGUCGCCAUGGCCCCAGUCUGGAGAACUUCCUGAGAAAAAGGCCCAUUAUCCCAGAACACAAGAAGCAGCCCUGUCCAUACGGAAAGAAGUGCACUUACGGGCACAAGUGCAAGUUCUACCACCCAGAGCGUGGCACACAGCCACAGCGCGCAGUGGCCGAUGAGCUCAGAGCCAGCGCCAAGACAUCUGCAGCCAAAGGCUCAGCCGAAUCAGGCCUGGUGAAGAGUCACAGCGUUCCCGGGGGCUCACGCUCAGAUAAAGCCGGCGACGGCAAACGUUCGCAUCCAAAGAGGCAGUCGGAACCUAGCACACGUGCUCUCUCCUACAGUGACGUGGAGGAAAAGCUGAGCUCCAAAGCCAAAGCGGAGCCGCCUCGGAGUGGCCUGUCAUUGCCCCCGGCGCAGGGUGGACCGUCGCCCUCCUGCCACAGUUACCCGCAAGACCCAAGGGAGCACGCUGCAUGUCCCUCCAAAAACCACAUGAUGCCCGCCUUCGCCCAGACUGAUUCUUUCCCUACCUGUGAGUCUCCGGACCUCAGCUACUACUCGAUGGUCCGCGCCUACUCCGGCCUCGGGCUGUCUGCCCAGCGCAGUCCGGAGCGCCACUUCCCGGCAGACAGCGACCCGCGGAUCAGCUCGGUGGCGUCGGACUGCAGCAGUGAAGGCAGUGCCAGCUCCGACUCGUACGGCACGGCGGCCCACGUCGAGCGCUCGUGCAUGAGCUCGCCCGAGUCGCUGCUGGAUGACGCGCUCAAGUGCCAUCAUCACCACCACCACCACCACCACCAUCCUCCACACCACCAUCCUCCACACCACCUAAGCCACCACCACCGCAGGCAAUACCCAACACCCCACCACCAGGGCCGCGUUCUCUCCCCGGCCCCUACGUCACACGCUGCCUACCGCCACGGCAUGGUCCGCGCGCACGGCUUCCCACAGGAUGACCCACUGCCGCCCCCUCCACCGGACAACAACUUUGAGCACCCGCUGCCCUACGUGGCCCCGCUGCCCCAGCACCAUAUGGUUGGUGUCAGGUCCAGCUGCCCUGGAGACUACCCUCUUGUGCCGCAGGGAAGCGCCCACCCUCAGAGCUCCCCCCUGGGCCGAGGCCUGGUGUCCACGCGCCUGGACAACGUGUCUGACUCCAGGCUGUACGAGCCUUCGCCACUGUUGCCCCGGAAGCCAUACCUGGGCCACGAUCGAGUGGCCAGCUGGGAUCAGUACUGCCGACAACCUCCGCAGCCCUGCUAUGAGCCCUUCACCUUCCAGAGCCUUCCAGAAAACCGUGAGCAGGCAUGGCGGGCACCGUGGGGCCGGGGCACCCUUCCUCCUCCCAAUCUUCCUUCUCCUCACCCGCCACACUCUCCCCACCCACUGCCUCACCCGCACCACGAGCCAGCGGCUCUCAGCCGCUACCAGGAGGUGCGGGAGAAGGUGUUCGUCAACCUGUGCAACAUCUUCCCCACUGAGCUCGUGCAGCUGGUCAUGGGGCGGUACCCUCAUGUGACCGACGCCCAGCAGCUGGCGGCUGCCAUCUUGGCCGAGAAGAGCCAGUCAGGUUACUGAGGGCCCUCUCGGUUUAUUUUAAUUGUAAUACAUGGAUUGUUUUCAUCUGACUUGCAUAUCCUGAGGAAUACUGACGCGUCUGCGGUGGGCGCUCCAGGUCGUGUCGAGUUAUGCAGUGCUUCUGUUUAGAAGUUCCAUAAAAGUUGGAAGGAAACCUGUAAUAACACCCACAGCAAAGGCAAACAGUUUCAGCCUUGGAUUACCCGUUUACCUGUUCAUCUGGCUAUGGAACCAGAACAGCUGUAGUAGCAAUUUAUCUACCUGAGAAGUGAGUGUGUGUACUGAUGUGUGUGGAUUAUUUAUUUUUUGUCUGUAUAUUUCCUGUAAGGUUUUGCUUUAUGUUGACAGUUAUGUUCAGGAGAGCAUGUACUGAUUCACAGGGCACUUUUUUUAUUGCUGUUUAUCAAAUUCUAAAAUGGUUUGGUAACUUAUGGCAAUCAAACAAAAGCUGAUGGAAGGCCAGAUUAUGUAUAGGCGUCUACUAUGAUGAUGUUAAUUAUAGCAGACACGAGGCUCAAAUACAGAUACCUGACAGAAGGAAUCCACCAAAUCCAGUGUAGGUGUAGGGCAGGACCCUAUCUUCUUCCUUCAUGGCAAUGAAAAUCAGUUUGUUGCCCUAGCAAUCUUGAAGUUGUUAAAGAAAAUGGUAGCUGAUUUAACUGCAGAAACUUUAUAGUAACUUCCGUUUUCUUCGUCCAAACACAUUCCCACAUUUCUCUUGCCUUUCAUUGUCUUUGUGAUACAAUGCUUACUCUCACAUGAAAUUUUAUGCUAUUUAAUUUUUCAGUGUCCCUCAUAAUCCCCUUCCCCUUAACCAAUUUUUAUUCAAAUCAUGAAGGAUUGGUUCCUUGGGGACACGCACGAGUUUUUAGCCAAGUGAAGUAUUAUUUUACUGUGUAUUAUUUCAUUAGUGUAGUUGUGUUAAAUUAUUAUGAUUUGCUGUUUCCUACAGGUUUUCUUUAAGCUUUUGCGGUUUUGUUCUGUUACACAGAUGUGUAUAUUCAUGUGUGGCUGUGACUGUGUGCUUGUCUGUAUGUACGGGAACUUGGGUGGAAAUUUGUCUCGUAAAUUUUAUGGUGUUAUAAGAUACAAUGGCAGAGCCUCCCAAAAGGGGUGUGUUAUAAGAAGUAGAAUUUUGGGAAACUUGGCCGUGAUCCGAUUGUAGCCACAGGUGUAGUGUAUUCAUGAUGGGUGCCACCAGCCCUGUCUGUGUACCUUAGUUUUAGUAAGGGACGUCUCUGGCUUCGCAUAUGGGUGCAUGCUACUAUCACUACUUGUCAUCUUCAUCCUAGUCCUCAACAAGCAGUCAAGAGGUGCUCCUGAUUGGGUAAAAGCUUUGCGAGGUCAUAUGCUCCAAAACUUCCUAUCCAGGUAUCGAGUCUUUUGAAGUCAUUUGUAUCUGUUCCUGAUGUGACCUUGUGGUAGCCAGAGAAUACCUGUCCUUGUUGAUACAAAUUGUAUCUUUUUAACUUAAAAUCAAAGACAUUUAUAUACAUAUAAUCUAUGGAAGAAAAUAUAUUCACACACAAAUAUGUACAAUAAGUAGUACUUGUGUAAUUUAAGAGAGAUUUUGGCAACAUUUUAUCAUUACUUCAAGGAAAAUGUUUGAAAUGUUUCUUUUUGUGGGCUAAGCAGAGCAUAAAAUGCAUCUUUUAAAAGGAAGUAGGGUAUUACAGUGA
This is a messenger RNA of Electrophorus electricus (electric eel), 4537 nucleotides long. RefSeq names its product putative ribonuclease ZC3H12C. The record is from RefSeq and is a predicted model, not a curated record. Gene Ontology annotation, molecular function: metal ion binding; mRNA binding; RNA endonuclease activity. Gene Ontology annotation, cellular component: nucleus; cytoplasmic ribonucleoprotein granule. Lineage: Eukaryota; Metazoa; Chordata; Actinopteri; Gymnotiformes; Gymnotidae.